AUGGAUCCCCUUUCGAGUGAACCAGAGCCGGCUCCCCGGCCGUCGCUGGUUCCUCUCAGCCCAGGCCCAAGCGAGAGUGGUAGGCCGCAACACAGAGGGCCAGUGUUGCUUGAAGAGGAUCCGAUCACUCACCAUAGUGAGGGUUUGGAUGCCCUUACUCGUGCUCCACCAUCGCAGCUAGAUGAGCAUCGUCCGCGAGAACAAUCAGGGCAGCAUGAUGUAUUAUUGUCACUCCUUCGGCGGAAACUCCACGAGCUUACAGACACUGUCGAUGUGUUUGUUUCUAAGCUGGAGGAGCAGAGCGGUCGGGUCGAAGAACUGACAAAGCUGAACGCGGCAUUGGAAAGCAAUGUCAAGGAGCAGAAAGACGAGAUAAGUCGAAUAAAAGCGCAACUAGGCGACGCACAGAGUGAACGGAUUCUAUUCGAAGCUGAGAGCAAGAGGGCCGCUGAAGCAAAACUUGAGGAGAAAAGAAGAGAGUUCGCACGAUUACUUGGCGACAAGGACAAUGAUAUUGCCUCACUGCAGGGGAAACUUGAUGAGUCCGUGAAGCAAGGGCAGGCUCGGGUUGAGGAAGGAAAACAGCAACUUGCCGUUACGAAUACCGAACUGGGAGACCUCCGCGGCCAGAUAAAUACCCUAAAGGCGCAGCGCGAGAACCUCAAGAAAGAUCUAGAGGCACAGACGAGUCGGGUUAACGCUCUCGAAACAGAGCGGCAACAGUUUGCAAAGGAAGCCGAAGAAACCAAACAGACCAGCCGAGAGAAGGAACCCGAGCAGAACCUGUCAAACGUCCGAUCACAGCUGGUGGCAUUGCAGGCGGAGAACACGGAACUCAGGGAAAAGGCGAAAAAGCGAGAGAGUCGCAUUCACGGACUGAAGAAACGGGUACAAGAGGUAGAGGUGGAGCUGGCAAGCGCGUCCGAGCAAGCUGGUAAGGAUCUGGACGCCGCACAAAGUCGCAUCACCGAGCUGGAGAAGCAGUCCAGUACCCGGCAGCAUGAUCUCCAGGAUAGUGAGACAGAGCAGUCCAGGUUGAGAUCGGAGCUGUCGAAUGCAAAUGAGCAGAUCGAGACACAUGAGAGAGACUUGCUCAAUGAACGACAAGCAAAUGAGGUUCUUCAGAACCGGAUAGCGCAGCUGGUUGAAGACGUGCGACAGAAAGAAGAUGAGGCUUUGAAGAUCCGAGAGCACAUUACUACGGAAGAGGAUGCUACGACGAGUCUGAGGGUCCAGAGGCUUAGCCAAGACCUCAAGACAGAGAAGUCUAUGGUCAAUCGUUUGCAAACGGAGUUGGGCGAGAGGGUGGUCGAAAAUGAGAGGCUCAAACAGGCACUCGUGGACCUGGAGGGGCGGGCAGACGAUGCCAUGAAAGCCCGUGAGGAGGCGGAGCGGCAGCAAUCCGUGUCUCAGACAGAGCGCGAUGCAAAGCUUAUGGCCGAUAUAGAGAGAAUUCGGGCUGAGCUGCAGGACAAAGGCCGUCAAGUGUCCGAUCUCGAGGCUCGGCGGGAUGCGUCAAUUGAAUCCGAUGCACGAACCAAGAGGGAGAUCGAAGAGCUCCACGGAAAACUACGCGAUGCUGAGCUUCGAUACCGUGAGGAGAAGCGCGGCACAGAGAAGCUCCUAUCGCAGAAGACCUUCCUGGAAAGUAAACAGACACAGCUCACUCAACAGGUCCAUCGCCUGACCAGUGCUCGGCAUCGGGCCCAGUCGGACGUUGUAAGAAAUCUACAGCAGGAAAUUGCUACGAGGGAGGAGGCCAUCACUGGACUUGAAACUCAACUUCAGUUGCUCGGCACAAGACUCAAAGACAUCCAGGGAUUUGCAUUCGAGCUGAAAAGAAAUGCAGCGCGGCGGACGAUAGACGACGGCUUCGUCCGAGAUCGCCUUGAAUAUGAGUUCAGAGAUGGUACGCGGCACUGGGCAAAGACAUGGGGUGCGAAUAAAGUUACCACUGACCUCCAGCAAUCUGACAUGGGCGAACUACGCGUGCAGCUGCAGAAGGUGGCGGAGGUGAGAACAGACGUGCGGCUGGUGGUGCAGCUGGAGGCCCUCGACCCUCGUCUGGUGGUGGAUGCACUGCUAUCGCGAUAUCUUGUGGAUAAUAUCUUCCUGGAAUCGUCUAACGCGGCUGGAGGACAUGACGAGGUAUCCAUGGAAAGCGCCUUGUCUAAGUUCCUGAUUGAACUAUACAAGACUUUUAUGCACGUCGACGAGUCCAAGGCACAUUCCUGGAGGUCACAGACUCUUGGAUUGUUCAAAGAGUCUGAACUGGGAUCCGUGGCAGAGGAAGACAGUCCCAGCAAAGGCGAGGGCACCAGAGAUUGGUACGGCCUGGCGCAGCGAUUCCUCCAAGGGCCCGUCCGAUUUUUUCUCAAACCCGUCUCAAGCUCCGAGCACCAAGUCCAGGUCGAGCAGCUUGUCGAGCUGAUGAGCGAAACUGCAGAUCUCUCUCGCUACAUUCGGCGGCAGUAUACAGCGCUGCAGAUCCGGGGAUUCGAGCACUACCAAGGCCAGGCAUUCCGUCACGACUCACCGGAGAUGGAGCUGGAUCGAUAUCAUCGAAUGGACCCUGAUGAUUCUCGUCGGGAUGGCGACAGAAUCCGCAUGGUCGUUAAGCCGGGAUUCUUCGCUCCAGGGCCAGCAAACGGGGAGCGCAAAGUAUGGGCAAAAGCAGUGGUCCUCCUUACGUAG
Molecule: messenger RNA, 2694 nt
Organism: Aspergillus lentulus
Lineage: Eukaryota; Fungi; Ascomycota; Eurotiomycetes; Eurotiales; Aspergillaceae
Cellular component (GO): myosin filament; myosin II complex; cytoplasm
Molecular function (GO): microfilament motor activity; actin filament binding
Source: RefSeq, a predicted model, not a curated record